Sorghum bicolor (sorghum) is the source of this 1966-nucleotide messenger RNA. Its product is annotated as probable arabinosyltransferase ARAD1. The coding region runs from base 166 to 1653 and encodes 495 amino acids. Gene Ontology annotation, molecular function: glycosyltransferase activity. The record is from RefSeq and is a predicted model, not a curated record. Lineage: Eukaryota; Viridiplantae; Streptophyta; Magnoliopsida; Poales; Poaceae. The transcript has 2 exons.
UUUACGUGACCUGGGACUGACGCGUCCUAUUCCUCUCCCCUUCCUUCCUCCAAUCCGACUCCAACUGAAUCAGAUCCAUCCGCCACCCCCACCCGGCCAUGCUCCUCCCUCCAUCGCCGCCGCCGCCGCCGCCUUCUACAGUCCAGCCAUGACCCGGGCUGCCCGAUGGCGCCCCGCGGACGGACCCUGCUCCUCCCGCUCGCCGCGGCCACCCUGCUCGUCGCCUCCACCAUCUUCCUCUUCGCCGCCGUCGGCGCGCGCUGGCGGCCCGCCGACACCGGCCUCCCCGUCCCGCCCCACCAUGCCUUCCCCACCGCCGUCCCCGCGGCCGUGACCUCGACCGCUUCCUCCUCACCCAACGCCACCGCCGGCGACAAAGAGCUCUCCUUUCUUGACGAGAACGGCCAACCCGACGACCCUUCCUCCGUCUCAGCAUCCAGCUCCACCUCCUCCACCACCUCCGCGCCGGUCAGAUGCGACCCCCGCGCCGACGCUGCGGUCAAGGUCUUCAUGUACGACUUGCCGCCGGAGUUCCACUUCGGCCUCCUCGGCUGGUCCCCGCCUUCCGCUGACUCCGUCUGGCCAGACGUCACCCCCGGCUCCUCCCCGCCGCCGCCGCGCUACCCCGGGGGGCUCAACCAGCAGCACAGCGUGGAGUACUGGCUCACGCUCGACCUCCUCUCCUCCUCCUCUUCCACCCCACCCCCCUGCGGCCGCCACUCGGCAGUGCGGGUGGCCGACUCCCGGGACGCCGACCUCGUCUUCGUCCCUUUCUUCGCGUCGCUCAGCUACAACCGCCACUCCCGUCCCGUGCCGCCCGAGAAGGUGAGCAGGGACAGGGCCCUGCAGGAGAAGCUGGUGGCGUACCUCACGGCGCGGCCGGAGUGGAGGAGGUUCGGUGGCGCCGACCACGUCAUCGUCGCGCACCACCCCAACAGCUUGCUGCGUGCCCGGGAGACACUGUCUCCGGCCGUGUUCGUGCUGUCGGACUUCGGGAGGUACCCACCGAGAGUGGCUAGCUUGGAGAAGGAUGUCAUUGCGCCAUACAAGCACAUGGCUAAGACGUUCAUCAAUGACUCGGCUGAGUUUGAUGACCGACCCACGUUAUUGUACUUCCGGGGAGCAAUUUACAGGAAGGAGGGAGGGAGCAUUCGACAGGAGCUAUAUUAUAUGCUCAAAGAUGAAAAGGAUGUUUACUUUUCCUUUGGAAGUGUCCAGGACCAUGGGGCCAGCAAAGCCAGCCAAGGAAUGCACUCAUCAAAAUUUUGCCUAAACAUUGCCGGGGACACCCCUUCUUCCAAUCGCCUGUUUGACGCGAUAGUGAGCCACUGUGUCCCUGUUAUCAUUAGUGACAACAUUGAGCUACCUUAUGAGGACGUGUUGGAUUAUUCAAAGUUCUCCAUUUUUGUCCGUUCGUCUGAUGCUGUUAAAAAAGGUUACCUGAUGCAACUGCUCAGUGGUGUAAGCAAGCAACAGUGGACAAAGAUGUGGAAUAGGCUCAAAGAGGUGGAUAAACAUUUUGAGUAUCAGUAUCCAUCCCAGAAGGAUGAUGCAGUUCAGAUGAUCUGGCAAGCAUUGUCUAGAAAGGUGCCAACAAUUAAGCUGAAGGUUCAUAGAUCUAGUAGAUUUUCAAGAUCUGACAGAGGAAAAUAAAUAGAAAAGGGGUGUGUGUGUAUCUUGUCUCUGUUGGCUAAUCUAAUGUAACACAUUUCACUGACACAGGCUCUCAGGUUUUCUCAGUUGCACAAAAUAGAUAGAUUGUAAUAUUCAGGUUAUCUUUAGGAAAGGUUUCUACCGUAGGAUUUGUUGGUCCAGUUGAAGCAUAUACUGUCAAGUCAAAGGCUUGUUAUUUUGUAAGGUAUGUUAAAUGUGAUCAUGGAAGAGUGACAAUAGUUUUGCUGUUUCUGAACAUUGUGGGAUUGAAACCGAUAUUCUUCUGGCACGUGGCAGAUUUUAUUUAGCCUUU